UCUGAUUCCCCGGGACUUAAGAUGACCUGUUUAUCAAAAUCACAACGCUCAAAUGUUGAAAAAAAGCCGGAUUAAUCUUUAAAGAAAAAGGUACCCGGCAAACUUCAAUCGAGCGUGUGUGUGUAAAACACUACAUGUUUUAAGAAAGACACACAAGACAGGACCUUGUCUCAAGAUGAUUGUAAAGGAAGUUCUGUUGUUCCUGCUAAUAUCAGGGGUACCAAAGGUCCAUAGUGCAAAUUAUGACAGAGAUCGUGAUUGCCCAGCUAAAGGUGUAUCUCACCCAUGCUCGUGCACACCAGUGGCAAUAGAUUGUAUAAACCGUGCCAUCGUAGGUAUACCACCUGCGUUUACGAAGACGAAUUGGGUGUUUGAGAAGGUAGAUUUGAGUCAAAAUCUCCUGACAAGAAUACCUGCUCGCGCUUUUCAAUACGUCAAUGUUUCAAAAAUAAUAUUGUCUAACAACAACAUAUCAUCAAUCGAACCAGAUGCCUUUCAACCUCUCCAGGAUCAGAUUAAGGUUUUAGAUCUUAGGAACAACAAACUGACUUUCUUGCCUGAAGUACUUGGAAAACUGCAUUCCCUAAAUGUCCUAGAUGUCAGUUACAAUCCUAUACAGUACAUGAACUUCACUGAUAAUGUGAUGCGGGAACUUGGGGACUUUAUCAAUGAAUUUCAUUUUGGUGACGAUAACCUCAAAGGAUGGCCUGAAUCUAUCCAUCAUCUACAGAUGCUAAGAAUUCUGAAAUUUUACGGGGGAAGUAAUGAAAUGGAUCGAAUUCCCAUUACGGCUUUCAAGGGAUUUGAAUGGACCCUAGAAAAGCUUUGGAUGCAGAAUACACAGUUAAUUGCUGUCCCAAUUGCACUGCAGGAUCUCAAGAGUACAAAUGAGCUUCAUUUCGACAACAAUGUCCACGUUGGUGAUGCUGGUAUUCUUAUCCCUGCUUUUGCCGGAUUAACCGAUAAACUAGAGGUCAUGUCCCUUGAAAAUAACAGCCUGACAACGUUUCCGUCCGUUCUGUUGACUCUCAGACAGCUUCACAACCUUAGCCUUGCAAGAAAUAACCUUCAAUUUGUCAGUGACCAAGCUGUAAGUGUAGUUGGUAGUAAUCUUACAACCGUCAACUUACAGGCAUGUGGUCUUGAUCGUAUCCCAGGAGCCUUGUCUAAACUAGAAGGAAUAAUUGAUUUGGACUUUUCAAACAACAAAAUAACAACUAUUGAGAAGAAUGACCUGCAGCGCAUGGUCAAUUUACAGCGACUCGACAUGUCAGAAAACCCCUUGCAGUACAUUUCAAGAAGUACAUUUUACGAUUUGAAGAGACUGCAAAACUUAACCCUACAGGAAACAGAGCUGUAUUUGGUGCCAUAUGCCAUCACUAACAUCCCGACACUCAAAACGCUCGAUCUCACCAGCAGCGACACCUAUAUUGAAUGCAACUGCGAUCUGAAUUGGCUGUAUUGCUACACCACUCACAACAAUACCGGCCUAACCAUUAUAGGCGAUUGUGAAACCAUUCAGAUGGGAAUCGACCGAUACGCAAGAACGCGAAUUCCAAGCGUGUGUCCGAAAAUUUGUUAAUUGAAACCAGUUACUUUUUCACCCAAAGACGCAAUCGCUUUUCAAAAUCUAAAUAUAAUUUUUAAAUGCUAUUAUAGAAAAAAAAUAAAAGAAAAAUAAAAAAAUCCUAUUGU
Messenger RNA from Ruditapes philippinarum (Manila clam), 1695 nucleotides. Its product is annotated as leucine-rich repeat protein soc-2 homolog. Lineage: Eukaryota; Metazoa; Mollusca; Bivalvia; Venerida; Veneridae. The record is from RefSeq and is a predicted model, not a curated record. The transcript has 3 exons. Gene Ontology annotation, molecular function: protein binding. Bases 176 to 1582 code for a protein of 468 amino acids.